AAACGGGCAUGGAGACAGACACAGAAACGGGCAUGGAGACAGGUGCGGAGGCAGGCACAGAGACAUGUGCAGAGGCGAGGACGGAAGUACACGAGGUACCUAUAGGGUCAGUAAUCUGGAAGGAGACAGACAUAGAAACAGGCACAGAGACAGGGGCAGAACAUGAUGACGGAGUCUGUGUGGACGAAGUGGUUUGUGGAUUAGGAAGAGGGGUAACGGAUGGAGACAAAACCAGGGGAGGUAGGAGUGGUGAAGACAGGGGUGGUAGAGUAGUCGGAAGGUGGGUAACAGACGGCGAUAAAACCAGGGGAAAUAAAAGCGGUGAAGAUGGGGGGGAUGAAGUCAGGGGUGGUGAAGUGGCUGAAGCAGAGACAGGGGGGGCAGUCGUAGGUGAGACCCGAAGAGGGGACUCUGCAGGUGGUAACGCAGGCAUGGCCACGGAUGCCAUGGAGGAACCCACCGAGACCAAGGGCGACACAACAGAUGCGGUGGUCACGGAUGCCAUGGAGGAACACACCGAGACCAAGGGCGACACAACGGCUGCGGUGGCCACGGAUGCCAUGGAGGAACACACCGAGACCAAGGGCGACACAACGGCUGCGGUGGCCACGGAUGCCAUGGAGGAACACACCGAGACCAAAGGCGACAYAGCAGUUGCGGGUCGAGUUGCUCCCGCGGAAUCAAUCGUAGAAGCAACCAAGGCCGAUGAGGAAGAGGCUGCGAACCGAAAAGGGGCAGCCAGGGUCACAAACGACAUGGAAGGGGUUACUAAGACUGAUGAGGACGCAUGUGCGGCAGACGCAGGUAAUGAAGAAGAGGCUGUGAUAGGUGUGACAGGCGCCGAUAAURAAGAAGGGGUUGUGACAGGCGUAGUCCGAGGACAGUGUGUAGAUACCCGAGAAAGCGGGUGAUGAAUAGACCAUCGAAGCAUGCUGCGGAACAUGCUGCGGAACCAU
Messenger RNA from Chara braunii, 956 nucleotides. The record is from the annotation of a GenBank genome assembly. NCBI's taxonomy places the organism in Eukaryota, Viridiplantae, Streptophyta, Charophyceae, Charales, Characeae.